Branchiostoma belcheri (Belcher's lancelet) is the source of this 1402-nucleotide messenger RNA. RefSeq lists its product as uncharacterized. Lineage: Eukaryota; Metazoa; Chordata; Leptocardii; Amphioxiformes; Branchiostomatidae. The transcript has 7 exons. The coding region runs from base 1 to 1359 and encodes 452 amino acids. The record is from RefSeq and is a predicted model, not a curated record.
AUGUUUACCAAGUACGUGGUACCGACUACUGAGGCUGGGACCAGGAGAGGGUCGGAGAUGCGUAUCAUGUUACAGGCCGAAUCCUACCUGUUCUACCGCCAAAAAUCGCGAUGUCGCCGCGUCAUGACCACCUCACUAACACUGUGUCUUCUGCUCGGCUGCUGCUUGUUAGGUGGUUUCCUGAACAGAUGCCGGGGCGGUUAUGUGGACAUGAGCAUGUUGGGAUACUGGCCGGCUCACGUGACCAGCCGGCUCAUCAUGGCGGUUCCUACAGGACUCGUGGUGGUGAGUGGGGGGUACAGCCUACAGGGGGGGCGGUGCCAUUUCAAAUGCCAUUUGUUUCCGUUGCAGUGGUUGGGGUCCCAGAACUUCCGGGCCGGGCUUGUGGUGUGUCUGAUGACGUGGUUUAGUUUGUACGUGGGGUGGGGCACGUACAUGUCUAUAGGGGACGAUACCACUGGCUACAAUAGCCGUUCCGGUGUGUUUGACUGGGCUCUGGGCCGUCAGAUGCAGAACUGGUCUUAUCCAAGAAGAGUUGUGAGGGACUACACAGGCAUGUCUCUGCGCGGACUGAUAUGGACCACGCCGCAGGGAUACGUCCUGUACCACCUCGGGCUGGGAUGGUGUCCAUCCGCGAGUGGAGCUCUGAUGGGAUUGGUGUACUUCGCCGGUAACCAUGGGAACGUGACGCUGUGCCAACACAGCGCAUGCUCCGAGUACCUGUGGGGCUUCUGGGUGUGGCUGGUCCUGCUGACGUCAUCGCUCUACGGCGCCGUCACCAGAGCGAGGGCGAGUUACCCGGAUGUGCACCCAGAAUCCUCUCUGGUGCCCCCGCCGAGUUCGAAACUGGAGUCGACCUUCUCCAAGGUCGUUUUCGAACUUUUCCACCUCGUCUUCGGUCUAAUUCUCGGGUGUUCAAUCUGUUACUACGCUCUGGUAGAACAAGAUGACUUGAAAAACAAGGGACAGACAUUUUUUGGACUUUUCGCUGGAUUUGCCUUUCUCGUGUCGACGCAGUUCAUGCACUUCGGCAUGAUGAAGAAGAAGAGAGAACGAGCGGCACACAUACACGGCCAGGCACCCAUAGAGGAUGCCGAGUCCACCACACUGUUACUCAGUCCCUCUCCCCCGAUCACAGACGAAAUCCCCACUCCACAUCCCACAUCCAGAAAAAUCUACGAGUUCUUCGAGAUCCACGUAGAGCUGAGCGUUUUUAGAUGGAUCCACCACCUUCUGGGGAUUUUGUCUGUUCUUGGCACGAUCGUAACUCUAGUUCUGACUGUAACGACCCUGGUGUGGAACAUAGAGACUCCAAGAUUCGCGACCGAUCUUUGCAAUUGCACGCUUACUGGCACCUGAAGUUGUUUAGAUGUAACGUAUGUAUCUGUAUCUGUAUAGCCGG